Sus scrofa (pig) is the source of this 6397-nucleotide messenger RNA. It is a transcript of the gene USP1, whose product is annotated as ubiquitin specific peptidase 1. The record is from RefSeq and is a predicted model, not a curated record. Gene Ontology annotation, cellular component: cytosol; nucleus. Gene Ontology annotation, biological process: protein deubiquitination; regulation of DNA repair. NCBI's taxonomy places the organism in Eukaryota, Metazoa, Chordata, Mammalia, Artiodactyla, Suidae. Gene Ontology annotation, molecular function: cysteine-type endopeptidase activity; cysteine-type deubiquitinase activity.
UGAGCACCUGGCGGCUCCUUCCCGAGCAGGGAGUCCAUCCCACCUCUCUGUCCUGUUUCCCGACCCGUACGCUUUCCCCUCAACUCUCGCGCACGAAUGGUUAAAAAAAAAAAAAAAAAAAAGGGUGUGAGGCUGGAGCCCGCCAGCCAGGCCUCUCGCUCCUAAGCGCGCGCCCUCAGCGAGGACCCGCGCGAGCUGCCCGUGACGCUGCCUGCGCUGUUUGAAACUGCAGAACCCGUUACGAGCUUGAGGCAACUACCGUUCCAGCUGGUUCCGGAGCCCGUGCGGGCCAAGGGGCGAGUGGCGGUCUCGAGGCGGCUCUGGCCUUUCGCGUCUCCACCGCGUGGAGACUAGAACCGGCACUUUCGCAGGACACCACUUCCAAUCGCAGCGCUGGCGCGGGCGGAGGCUAAAACACGGGGGUCCUGAGACUGAGGAAAACGCGCCAAGUUCCCGUCGGUGGUGGAGUGAGGAAGACCCUAGCGGUUAGGACGCCGGGCGAGCGGAGCUGCUUCUGGCGCUCCUUGCCGUCCCGGGGCGGGGGCGGGCGCGGGCGGGCGCCGCUCCGGGGAUGUAGUUGGUGCGGGCGCCGGGCAGGACCGAGCGGCAGCCCGGGUUCCCGCUCUUCAGAGCGAAUGGUCACUCCCCCGCGGGGAGGGCGAUCCGACCAGCUUUUCCUUGGGUCGGGGGGCCCCCGCGGGCUCGGGGCAGGGGCUCACCUGUGGCACCCACGCUCGGCCUGGUUGGACUUGUCGGCGUCACCGCCGCGGACCUCGCUUUGGGCCAUGACCAGAUAUGAUUGGUGAUUACAAGGUUCCUAUAUAAAUUAAUUCUUGUCCACUCCUUGGGAUUUGAAGAGAAAAUGCCUGGUGUCAUACCUAGUGAAAGUAAUGGGCUUUCAAGAGGUAGUCCAUCCAAAAAAAACAGACUUUCCUUGAAGUUUUUUCAGAAAAAGGAAACCAAGAGAGCCUUGGAUUUCACAGAUUCUCAAGAAAAUGAAGAAAAAACUUCUGAAUACAGAGGAUCUGAAGUCGAUCAAGUUGUUCCUGCAGCACAGUCCUCACCUAUAAACUGUGAGAAGAGAGAAAACUUGUUACCAUUUGUGGGACUGAAUAAUCUCGGCAAUACUUGUUAUCUUAAUAGUAUCCUUCAGGUAUUAUAUUUCUGUCCUGGUUUUAAAUCUGGAGUGAAGCACUUAUUUAAUAUUAUUUCAAGGAAGAAGGAAGCCCUGAAAGAUGAAGCCAAUCAAAAAGAAAAGGGAAAUGGAAAUUGCAAAGAAGAUUCUUUAGCAAGUUAUGAACUAAUAUGCAGCUUACAGUCCUUGAUCAUUUCAGUUGAACAGCUUCAGGCUAGUUUUCUCUUAAAUCCAGAGAAAUAUACUGAUGAACUUGCUACUCAGCCAAGGCGACUGCUUAACACACUCAGGGAACUCAACCCUAUGUAUGAAGGAUAUCUACAGCAUGAUGCACAGGAAGUGUUACAGUGUAUUUUGGGAAAUAUUCAAGAAACAUGCCAACUCUUAAAAAAAGAAGAAGUAAAAAAUGUGACAGAGUUAUCUAAGGUAGAAGAAAAACAUCAGAAAGAGGAAAUGAGUGGUAAUGACAGCAUGGAGAUGGACAACAUGAAGCAUUCUGAAGACUAUAAAGAAAAACUCCCAAAAGGAAAUGGGAAAAGAAAAAGUGACACUGAAUUUGGUAACAUGAAGAAAAAAGUUAAAGUCUGUAAGGAACAUCAGUCUUUGGAAGAAAACCAGAGACAAACCAGAUCCAAAAGAAAAGCUACAGGUGAUACAUUAGAGAUUCCUCCUAAAAUAAACCCCAAAUACAUUUCUGAAAAUGAGAGUGGAAGACCCUCACAAAAGAAAUCAAGAGUUAAAAUAAAUUGGUUAAAGUCUUCAGCUAAGCAACCCAGCAUUCUUUCUAAAUUCUGUAGUCUGGGGAAAAUAACAACAAACCAAGGAUCCAAGGGACAAUCUAAAGAAAAUGAGUAUGAUGUUGAAGAGGACUUGGGAAAGUGUGAAAAUGAUAACACAACUAAUGGUUGUGGACUUGAAUCUCCAGGGAAUAAUGUUAUGCCCAUUAAUGUUAAUGAAGUUAAGCCCAUAAACAAAGGUGCAGAGCAAAUUGGUUUUGAGUUAGUCGAGAAAUUAUUUCAAGGUCAACUGGUAUUAAGGACUCGUUGCUUAGAGUGUGAAAGUUUAACAGAGAGAAGAGAAGAUUUUCAAGACAUCAGUGUACCAGUGCAAGAAGAUGAACUUUCCAAAGUAGAGGAAAGUUCUGAAAUUUCUCCAGAGCCAAAAACAGAAAUGAAGACCCUGAGAUGGGCAAUUUCACAGUUUGCUUCAGUGGAGAGGAUUGUAGGAGAAGAUAAAUAUUUCUGUGAAAAUUGCCAUCAUUACACUGAAGCUGAACGAAGUCUUUUGUUUGACAAAAUGCCUGAAGUUAUAACUAUUCAUUUGAAGUGCUUUGCUGCUAGUGGCUUGGAGUUUGAUUGUUAUGGUGGUGGACUUUCCAAGAUCAACACUCCUUUACUGACACCUCUUAAAUUGUCACUGGAAGAAUGGAGCACAAAGCCAACCAACGACAGCUAUGGAUUAUUUGCAGUUGUAAUGCAUAGUGGCAUUACAAUUAGUAGCGGGCAUUAUACUGCUUCUGUUAAAGUCACUGACCUUAACAGUUUAGAACUAGAUAAGGAAAACUUUGUGAUCGACCAAAUGUGUGAAGUAGGUAAGCCAGAACCACUCAAUGAGGAGGAAGCGAGGGGUGUGGUUGAAAAUUAUGAUGAUGAAGAAGUGUCCAUUAGAGUCAGUGGAAGUACCCAGCCAAGUAAAGUUUUGAACAAAAAAAAUGUAGAAGCUAUUGGACUUCUUGGAGGACAAAAGAGCAAAGCAGAUUAUGAGUUAUACAACAAAGCAUCUAAUCCUGAUAAAGUUGCCAGUACAGCACUUGCUGAAAACAGAAAUUCUGAGACUAAUACUAAUGGGACCCAUGAAUCUGAUAGAAACAAGGAAUCCAGUGACCAAAUAGGCAUUAAUAUUAGUGGAUUUGAGAACAAGAUUUCGUACAUAGUGCAAAGCUUAAAGGAGUAUGAGGGGAAGUGGUUGCUUUUUGAUGAUUCUGAAGUGAAAGUUACUGAAGAGAAGGACUUCUUGAAUUCUCUUUCCCCUUCUACAUCUCCUACAUCUACUCCUUACUUGCUAUUUUAUAAGAAGUUAUAGUGAGCGUAUUUUCCUUGUGUAUAUAUUAAACAGACCUGGACAACAUCAGUAAAAGUCUUUAGCUAAUCUUCGGAAGCUAUUGGACAUUAUUGGUCUCUCUAGGUUUUUAUAUAAAUAGUGAUAUUUGAAUUACUGAAAACCAUGUUAAUUUUUAGAAUUCAUCUUCCUUAGUAGAGACUAGUGAUGCAUUAGCUUCUGGGAACAAACUUGUAUAGGUUCUUAAUUAUUCAAAAUGGAAGCAUUUAAACACUUUUGAAUUUACACCUAUCUUUUUGUGUUUGAUUUUUAAAAUAAAGUGCUUGUAUUUGUAUCUCCAUAUUUUGGAGUAAUUAUCUACAUGAGGUUUAUAGGUCCUGUGGUUUUUUCCAGCUAAGAAGCAGAAUCUCACUUUAGUUUUUUAUAAGUCAUGAAGCCAAAUCUUUGAUGGGCUAUAUUAGAGGCACAAAGUCUGGAAUAUGUACGUAUUCACAAUAGGGUACAUUUUGUGCCUUGAAUUACUUUGAAAAGUGUCUCAGAAAGCUUUGGUAGUCUGUCUUCACGAGAGUUUUAUAUGUAUUUAUGAAGAUGCUUCUGUACUCUAGUAAAUCUUUUCGGGCAUGUACUAAUUUGUACCUCUUCAUAGUCAUACUCUGCAUGAUCUGUAUAUAGUACAUCAAAGGUAGACGCGUGACCUUAAAUUUAACAUUUUUUUAAAAACUGGGAGGUCAAUAAAAUUUAAACUGCUUAACAACUAUGUAUACAAAUGCUUGAAGUUUUGUUGCAUUUUUUUUAAUAUCACAAGUUUGGCUGGUUUCUCCUAAGAGUAUGUGAAAUGUGUUACGUAUAUACACACAUCUAGAUAAGAAAAUAAACAUGCGUAAUUACCUUUAGUAAUAAUACUUUUUCACAGUUGGAGGUAAAGAAAUUCUCAAAGAGGAGAGUGUGUCCGUCUAGGUUGUCAUACCUUAUCCUUUAAAGCAGAUGUAUAACUAAGGAAUCUCAAACUGGAGAACUUAAAAAACUUGGUUAAAUUUUCAUUGUAAAUAUAAGUUGGUAAAUGACCCAUUUUCGUUUUAUAUAUAAGUUGGUAAAUGACCCAUUAUGACUUGUUAAAGGAUAUAAGGAUAUUUUUGACAUUAAGAACGUUAAAAAUAAUCCCAAAGAAUAUGUAAGUGCUCUAGGAAUAACACUGCUGUACACCAUUUCAACACAAAGAGUAUCUGUCAACUAAUAGAUUACAGUUAAAUAAUGUCUUAGAAACUCUUUCACAAGAUGGUGUGAUAUAAAAAGUCACAGUUCUUACCUCUUUCUAUAUUCAGAAUCACUAAUGUGACUUUUAAAAAGUUAACAGUGCUAAAUACUACCCAUAAGCAGCUGAGGGAGUAGGAAUCACUAAUGGAUAAAGUGAUUAUAAAAUGAAACAGUCCUGAACACUACUCAUAAGCUUCUGGUGGAGUAGUUCCUUGUAUAGAGAACCUGAGCUUCUGUAAUACUCAAGAAACAGCCAAGGGUAAGAACUAGUACAGAUUCUUCAUAAGAGAAAGUUUAAGAAAACUGAAGAAUAUAGUAAGUUAGGAAGUGUUCAGUUAUACCAAUGUUUUAAGAGAAAGCCUCUUCUGAUUCAAGUCAGACAGUAGUAUUGCAUGAUAACUGAAUCAUUAAUUACAUAAAUCUUAAAAGCCCCUAUAGUGUAACUGAGCUGGGUCACAAUCCAAACUCUUAAAAUACAUGUAACCUUAUGAGAAAUGAGCUAGGAAUUACUUAAUAUUCUUCCCCCCAUCCUUACCCUAGAGAGGAUGGAGUAUGUAUGUUACCUUUUUUUUUUUGGUUUGUUUUAAAGGGUUUCCGUUCUUGACAUUGCCUUUUCCUUACUGUUCAUCUGGAGCCUCUGUUCCCAAAUAUAGUUUUGAAGUUAUGCCUUUCUGACUCCCUAGUCAUCUCUUUUGGUCCACCUGUAGACUCACCUGAAAAAACUCUGUGGUUCAGUCUUUGAAUUGAUGUAGAUAAGAGGCAUUUGAGAUAAUAUCACCUGUUACAAAGGUAGGUUAAGAGUGGGGGAAGCCAUCAAUCGCAUCUAUGUAUCAGACAUUUUUGAGACUGUUCUCAACAUCAGUGACAGAAUGAAGGCACCAUAUUAUAUCUGAUUGCUUCUUAAGUGAUUCAUGUAAGUGGUCAGUAGAUCAAAAGGAUAGAUUAUAAUAUAAAUGAUGCCAAUACUAUAUACUACAAGCUAUAGUAUCACAAAAGGAAAAAACAUUGUUUAAAACACUCCUAGAAAUCAUUAACAUGCACUUUCUUGGAAAAAUUUGCCAAGCAAUUGAACAUAAAAUCUUUGUAUUUUUCAUAUUAUAAAGUGAAAAUUUUAAAUUAAUUAGCUCUUAAUUAGAACAGCUAAAUUUACCUUUCACAUGUACUUUUAAAAAUCUACACAAAUGUCAAAAAAUAACUUCUCAUUCAACUGUCAGAUUAAAAUUGAACACCAGCUCUGUUAUUUUUAUGUUGAUGUAAGAUAAAUUUAAAACUUUUUUAUUUACCAGUUUAGAUCACUAAGAAACUGAAGAAAUGACUGGCUUGUUGAAUUUAAACACAGUAGUCAUUCAUUUUAGUUGCCAAGAGUCAGCUCAUACUACUUAUCAGAUAAUAAGGUAGAGAGUUAAAGAUCAAACUAUUGUCACUGGAAUUAGCUAUCUCAGCAUGUAACCAUUAUAGAGAAGAGUUAUCAGGUAAAGUUAUUUUCUGCAAUUCUAAAUCCCCUUUUAUGGCUGUCUAAAUGGAAAAUAGCUUAGAAACCAGUUUUAAGACUUCACAAACCAGUUAAUAAUUUAUCUCCAUUAAUUUAUUCAUUAAUUUGGGGCUUUUACCUGGGCCUAUAUAGUAACUGUCAAUUACAAUUUUCACUUUGCUAGUUUUGGAACUAUUUCUUCAAUCAACUCUAACUUAUUCUCUGCUUUUGUCAAUAAAGAAAAAUGUUUAAAGUCUCAACUCAGUAAAAUUAGUGUAAACGUUCACAUAUUUAAUAGUACCUUUAAAAUAAGCAUUACUACAUUUUAAAUGGUUCCAAAAUGAAUCUAUAAAUGGUAAUAUAAAUUAAGAAAUACAAACUUAAAAGUAAAUAAAUUUCACAUCAGCUAUGGUAUAAAUAAUGGUAAAUGUAAGUGUACCUUUGAGUCAUUAAAAUGUCUUUAAAAAAAAAAAAAAAAA